Molecule: messenger RNA, 894 nt
Organism: Australozyma saopauloensis
Lineage: Eukaryota; Fungi; Ascomycota; Pichiomycetes; Serinales; Metschnikowiaceae
Product: exosome non-catalytic core subunit
Exons: 1
Coding region: 1-894 (297 amino acids)
Biological process (GO): nuclear mRNA surveillance; poly(A)-dependent snoRNA 3'-end processing; rRNA catabolic process
Cellular component (GO): nuclear exosome (RNase complex); nucleolus; cytoplasmic exosome (RNase complex)
Source: RefSeq, a predicted model, not a curated record
AUGCUCUUCGCAUUCACCCCAUACAUCAUCAAUUCAACUCCAUAUAUCAAUCUAAUACCACAUUUCCCACAUUUCCCCGCCAUGAACGUCGACCGCCGAAGAAUGUUGGGCCCAGCCUCGGCCGCCACGCCCAUCGUUCCCGCCGUGUCGUCCGCCGCCCAAACGGGCACUUCCGACGGCUCCCACAUCAAGUUCUUCCUCAAAUCAGGCCUCUCCAAAAACGCAAGCGGGCUGGCCUUUCUCGAAACGGGCGAUACGAUCGUCGAGGUGAGCGUCUAUGGACCGCGUCCGAUCAAGGGUCUGUACAUUGAGCGGGCGUCGCUUUCGGUCGAGUGUCGCUUCCUUCCAUACAUCACACAACCCAAUGAGGUGCUCUAUAAUGGGUCGAGCCGGUCCAAUGGCCGUGCUGGGCUCACGGGGAUCGAGCACCGCGUCUCUGCGUUUGUGGAGACGGCGCUUCUUGCGACCAUUCCCUUGGAGAAGUACCCCAAACUGACCAUAGAUGUGUUUGUCAAUGUGCUCUCGUUCAACGCCAACACACGGUCGUUGCUCAAUCUAGCCGCAUGGACGGCUACAUGCACGUCGUUGGCGAUGGUGGAUGCUGGCAUCGAGAUGCGGGACUUGAUCACGGCGGGCCACGUCCAGCUUUCGGGCACAACUGCUCUUUUAGAUCCUACGGUAGGCGAUGCCGACGACGGUGGUUCGCUGGAGUGUGUAGCCUGCUUCACCACGAUGCAUAAUAACGACGUUGUGGCUGUGUGGAUGGAUGGCUCCAGCGACGACGCUGGUCUGGAAGCGUUGACGCUCCAGCUCGAGGCGUGCAAGAAUAUGUCCAACCUUGUGAGAAGUAACGUGAACGGAUAUCUCCUCGGGUUGGCUGACAGCAAGGAGUAG